Bacidia gigantensis is the source of this 393-nucleotide messenger RNA. RefSeq lists its product as uncharacterized. Bases 1 to 393 code for a protein of 130 amino acids. The transcript has 2 exons. The record is from RefSeq and is a predicted model, not a curated record. NCBI's taxonomy places the organism in Eukaryota, Fungi, Ascomycota, Lecanoromycetes, Lecanorales, Ramalinaceae.
AUGUUGCCAGAUGCCGCUUUAAAUAUCAACGUGGAGCCAGCUGGAGCAUGGCUACAACUGGGGACGUUUCAAGGACUCGGACAGUCCGUUGAGUUGGACUUUUUGGAGAUUGUGGUAGAUAUAUUCGUCACAGGAGCUCCCGCGUCCAAUUGCGCUGACGAUCAGAGCAAGCCAAAACUCUAUAGCUUGCAUCUGAGGACUUUGAAACCAGAACUCUACAGCAAGAUCGAUUUCUCCAGAUACGACCGAAAGCAAAUAGUGCUUUUCUUGAUGGUACCCGAAGUUGAGGUCGUAGAAUUGAGCAAUCAGGUGAUCUGUGGCGUUCAGAAUGUCCACGCAGAUAUGCUUUCUCCGACCGGAGCUCCAGUAGCCCGUCAUCUAUGCGACACAUGA